Messenger RNA from Serendipita indica DSM 11827, 1560 nucleotides. The record is from the annotation of a GenBank genome assembly. Lineage: Eukaryota; Fungi; Basidiomycota; Agaricomycetes; Sebacinales; Serendipitaceae.
AUGAACCGCCCAUCGCUAUCUAAGAGGCCCGCACAAAGCUCAUCCUCGCCUUCUAAACCAUCUCUAGAGUCUUCAGUCUACGCAAAGCUCCACGAUGCCCUCGCGCUUUUGCCCCAGCGCCGCUCGUCGCCCACAAAGCCGACCAGCAGCACGCAGGCCAUUAGGAAAUCUCCAUUUUCCAUCUUUUCUUCAUCACGACACAAGCAGUCUGCUUCUUCGCCCGCCCAGCUCUCGUCGCAACAAGUUGGCAAACCCGUUCCACCGCAGAAGCCCGUUCCGACGACGCCGCCCCCAGUGCCGCCAAAAAGUGCACCAGCAAGUCGUACGGUGACUCCGAUGGCACUUGCAGCGAUUCCGGCAACGGUUGCGUCCACGCCUCUACCGUCCCAGUCGCAGCCGUCGCAGCCAUCAAAGAGCAGACCGACCAUUCCAUUCAUUCGUAGUUCCACCUUGAUGCAGCCAACAGCAGCGAGCAGUGCUCGCCUACGACCUGCCGUGAGCAGCCCGUCACCUUCUUCUGCGUCUACCAUACGAGCCUCGACGCAUACACGCACGCUCUCAAAGUCUCGUCCGGAGCCACCGUCGACGCCCCUUUCGCCCACUGCCUCUUCUCCUUCUACCAGUGCAGAUGGCAAGACGCCGACAUUGAUCUCGAGCAGAUCACGCAUGUCUCCUUCACCCACACACGAGCUCAAGGCCUCGAGCCCCACGUUGUUAUCCCGACCUCGCCCCGCACACCGUACGCCCACAUCACCACCCCCGAGUGCAUUUCCCAUCAAGUCUGCAGCAAUUCCACCACGGUCCUUACCUCGAAAGCGAUCCAAGACGUUCCCUGACCCAUCUGACCCGGCCGCGCCUGUACCACCACCGUCUCAGACUGCUUCACGUUCCAUGAACACUGCCAAUCGCAUCAUAGAAGCAUUUGAACCUAGUCCACGCAUGAAUGACGCCCCCGAACCAUUUUCGCCUCGGAGCAAAUCUACCAGCCCAAUCCCCAUCCGCCCACCUCGUCCUUCACAAGACACCGACUUUCGGUUGAUUCCUUCUAGCUCGCGAGCGUCGGCAAGCCAUCGAAUCGUCCCCAGCACGUCGUCUAUCGAGGCAGCCGCCUCGCGCCCGCGGCCGAUCGCAUCCAGCCUCAACGAUCGUUCCAAUGCUGCAAGAGGAGUAGCACCGCUCAGUACCAGUGCACCAAAUGGUCGAUCCAGCCUGGACCGUGGACUUCCUCCACCGCCCCGAAAGGCAGUCUCGCCGACGCUCACUUCGACUGGAGCCGCUGCCCAAAAGCGACGACUGGCGAGACCAAUUCUUCAGCCCAUCCAAACCACGCCAAUCACCUCGAAGAAUGUGUCGACCAAUGCUGUCAAGCCUCCAUCGCCCGUUACACCCGACACACAGCCGUCCUCGCCAUCGCCUCGGACGCCCGCUCCGUAUGUCGACGCAAUGUCUGCCUCUGCAUACUUGACAUCAGACGAUGAGACAAAGCCAAAGAGACGGCCCGGCUUGAAGAAUAUCUUCCGCCGGCCAAUGGCGCGCAGCAGCAACGACCAGACAGUAUGA